Messenger RNA from Mycotypha africana, 1308 nucleotides. RefSeq lists its product as uncharacterized. The transcript has 3 exons. Bases 1 to 1308 code for a protein of 435 amino acids. The record is from RefSeq and is a predicted model, not a curated record. Lineage: Eukaryota; Fungi; Mucoromycota; Mucoromycetes; Mucorales; Mycotyphaceae.
AUGCUUAAUUUAGUUGAAGACGAGAUCACGAUUAGUAAACACUUUACAAGUUACUUGACAAAAACGAAAGUCUGGCAGACUAUUUUACAUACAGAGCGUUCGCAAGACGUAAAAACUCUGGCGAAAGGCUCAACACAACUCUGGCGGAUUGUGAUGAUCUGUCUGAGGGAGCUAAGGGUAUUGUAUAUUGCUUUCCGAUUCAGGAUAAAGUUAAUAUGCCUUCAACUGGGCAACCUCGAUCAACUUUUUCCGCAAGGAGAAGGGGACAUCGAGAGUCCAUCGAACGGCUGUUGGAUCAAGUUAUUCAGCCACAUAUUAUGGCAAAGAUGGAAUAUUGAACCUCUAACACGCAAAACUUCCAAAACGAUUCAACAAGUACUUAAAAAAGAUGAAGGACGAAGCUGGGAUUGCAAAAGGGACAUGUUGGUUGAAAUUUCUAAUUGCAAGAACACGUCUGAACUUGAGACUCUUUUAUCUACAUGGUACUCCAAGAAAAAUCUAUCUUCAAAUUGUAAAUACAUCAGAUGCGCUUUGUCUGCGAGUGUUCAGCUUUGGUCAACAAAGGCUUUGCUUAAUAGAACUCAUGGUGAAGACUGGUUUCGGCUGCAUGUAUAUUCAAAUGUGUGGGAUAAGGCUUUCCUCGAUGAUGAAGAGCUUGAAACCAAGCGCUCUGAAUGUGUGAGUCAGGUUACGAAGAUUUUAAAGGAAGCUAAAAAAGACGUUAAACUACAACGAUUGGACUUCAUUUUACGUGAUAUGAAUAAUGACACCGAUGUUUUGACAGUAGAAGAAAAGCCGUCUGUAAAGGGCGUGAAGGCUGAUAUUAGAAAGGGAAAUAUGUUGAAAAAACAUGCACUUUACUUAUGGUCUAAACAAGUUGACAGCAGUGUUCUCACGGAAAAGUUGGAAGCUAUAUCUUGUCAAUGGCAAAGCACAAAGUUUACAAUUUAUGGAUCUCGGCUACUGCCUUCUGAUACAAUGCUUAUCUACAAAAAAGGAAUGAAAUUAAAUUAUGCCAAGUUCAACUUCAUUCUGGAGGAAAAGUACAAAAACGAGGUCAAGACGCUGAACUUUGCUGAUGAUAUCUUUAAUGAAGUUAGUUUUAUAAGCAACAGCACCAACAGUGACGGAGAAUAUGAGAACGGGUACCAUGAAGAAAAUGAACCAGAAGAUGAAGACUUUGUUAAAAAUACGAAGGUGAUGCUAGACGGGUUGAAGGAAGACGAAAAAGGUUUGAAGCGUUUUCAUGACUGGGAGGACAUGUUGUUGUUUGAUUGCUCAAAGCGUAGAAAAACAAGAAACAAGUAG